This is a messenger RNA of Eufriesea mexicana, 1905 nucleotides long. RefSeq names its product discoidin domain-containing receptor 2. Lineage: Eukaryota; Metazoa; Arthropoda; Insecta; Hymenoptera; Apidae. The transcript has 8 exons. The coding region runs from base 10 to 1905 and encodes 631 amino acids. The record is from RefSeq and is a predicted model, not a curated record.
GACGCCACCAUGGACUACCUGCACACGUGCCUCAUCUUCUACCUAUUGAUCCUCUGUCCCCGCGGAGGACGAACCAUAGACAUAUCACAAUGCAUCGCACCCCUGGGGAUGGAAUCUGGUGCGAUUCCCGAUGCAGACAUCACAGCGAGCUCGAGUUUCGAUAGCGGAAAUGUCGGGCCACAUCACGGACGGCUGAGGCAAGAGAGCCACGGAGGUGCCUGGUGCCCGAAGCAGCAGAUCACGACGAAACCACGCGAGUGGUUGGAAAUCGAUCUUCACACGGUCCACAUGAUCACCGCCACCAGCACUCAGGGCCGCUUUGGCAACGGGCAAGGUGUCGAAUACUCGGAGGCGUACAUGCUGGAGUAUUGGAGGCCGAAGCUCGGCAAGUGGGUUCGAUACAGGGACUAUCUGAACGGGGAGGUGAUCAAAGGGAACACAAACACCUAUCUGGAGUCGAAGCACGAGCUGGAGCCACCGAUGUGGGCGAGCAAAGUUCGCUUCUUGCCGUACAGCUACCAUCGUCGCACAGUUUGCAUGCGGGUGGAGCUGUACGGUUGUCCGUGGAACGACGGCAUCGUGUCCUACUCGAUGCCACAGGGCGACAAACGUGGCAACUGGGAGUUCUUCGACGCCACUUACGACGGCUACUGGGACGGCCAGCUCCUGCGUGGCCUGGGUCAGUUGACGGACGGCAAGGUCGGGCCGGAUAACUUCAAGAUGGGUUACCAGGAGUACGACAGGGCCCGUGGAUGGGUGGGCUGGAGGAACGACACCAGGUCUGGGCAUCCGUUGGAGAUCAAGUUCGAGUUCGACCACGUCAGAGAGUUCUCCGCCGUCCAUAUUUUUUGCAAUAAUCAAUUCACCAAGGAUGUACAGGUGUUCUCCGAGGUCAGCAUCAUGUUCAGCGUCGGAGGCAGAUACUAUACUGGCGACCCGAUAGUGUACUCGUACAUGGAGGACAGGAUCUUCGAGCAAUCGCGGAACAUCUCGAUCAAGCUACAUAAUCGGAUCGGCAAGUUCGUGAAGCUGAAGUUCAGCUUCGCCUCGCGGUGGAUCAUGAUCAACGAGAUCACUUUCGACUCUGAUAUCGCCCACGGAAAUUUCACCCCUGAAUCACCGCCCACGACCGAAGCCCCGAGAGUGAGAGAUCGAAUCUCUGCCCGUGACAAUCCUCUGCAGGCGGAAGUCCCGGUGGUGAAACAGGACGAUCCGACCUACAUGGCCGUGAUCAUCGGCGUCCUAACCGCGGUGAUUCUCCUGCUGGCCGUCGCCAUGUUCCUCAUCGUCACGAGACACAGGCAACGGAAGAACUUCUCCAGCCCACUGGGCACGAAGAGCGCGAUCCCGUCGGGCAAUCAUCAACACCUGUCGCCGGAAUCCGCGUAUGGAACCACGGAGAAGGAUCCGUCGCUGAUGACGUACAGGGUGGAGGAACUAGACGAUCGGUACGCCGGCACCAAGCUCACCACGCUGCCACGCGAUCUCAACGAUCGUCUGCUGGGUGAUGUCAGACUGGACGAGUAUCAGGAACCCUUCCACGAGAACAAGUACAGGGAACCGCCACAUGCCGCUUAUUACGGAUAUAGCACCGUUGUUAUAGACAACAAGGACCUUCACGACAACGUUGAGCAGUCUGAUGCCACCUACGACUACGCGGUACCAAUGCCUGUGCCUAGCGUAAGCAGCGAUCAGGACAGCGUCUUCUCGAAAUCUUCAUCAAGGGGCAGCGCGAAGGCGUGCUUGCAGAGCUUUUUCCCCCCACCCCCGCCCCCGAUGAGCGCGCCGCCCCCACGAGGCUCCAGUAAUCUCACGUACUCGAAUCCGCCGAGCCCGGAACCAGUUUGCGAGCGCGAGCGCAGAGGAAGCAAGCGCCGCGAACACUCGUUGCACAGAUACGCGUAA